UGGCAGAUGUAAACACAGAACCGAAGUUUGGUCGCUGAAGUAAUUUUCACAACAAAACAACAUUUCCAGUUCAUCGUUUCAUUUUGACAUUUGCAAAGAUGAAUUAGAUUAUAAUCUCUACCUGGGAGUGAGAGACUGUCUUAAAUCUACUGCUUGAAAUACUACAACUUGCCAGUACAUUAGGCUUGUGAGUUGCACCAGAUGUCUAGGUUUGACGUGAGUUGACUCAGUGACUACCUGUGCCCACCAUUUCCUCGACAUCUUCCCUCCAGCUUUUAGAGGAUCCUGUACCCACUGUGUUGUAAAUCCAGCCAGACUAGAAUUACAUGGCGGACAUAGACAGGGAUGUUGAUGAGUUCAGAAUGUGCCCAGGCCACUGCAUGUACCUUUCUAGACUUGUGUACAUGGUGUAUGCAUGAACAGGCAGCAUCGGGUGCAAGUGAAAGAUCUUCUGUAUCCAACCUACUCCUCCAUCACUUGCCGCAACAUUGCAUGAAAAUGUAUCAAGUCCUGGAUGCUCAGACAUGUUCCUAUAUUGUGUUUAUCCUCGGGAUCCUGGGCUUGGUGUUUUACUGCUCCAUCAUGUGCUUCGUCGUCAUCUCCUUCAUUGGAGGACGGUUCUACUGGUAUCGGAAGUCUGACCCAUCUGUAUUGGGAGAUGACCUCCCUGGAGUCUCCAUCAUCAAGCCAUUGAUGGGCGUCGACCCACUACUGGAAGAGAACCUGGAGAGUCAUUUUACUAUGAAGUACCCAAAGUUUGAGCUCUUGUGUUGUGUUAAUGAUGAAAAGGAUCCAGCUGUUGAUCUUGUCAACAGACUCUGUGAAAACUAUCCUAAGGUGGAUUGCAAGUUAUUCAAAGGUGGUAAAAAUGGCAUCAUCAACCCCAUGGUCCGCAACAUGGCCCCUGCCUAUGAUGCUGCUCAGUACGAGUAUGUGUGGAUCAGUACCAGCAGAAUCAAAGCUUCAACUGAUAUCAUCAUGGAUAUGGUGUGCAAGCUACAAAAACCAAAUGUUGGGCUUGUCCAUCAGAUGCCGUUCACUCUAGAUCAUAGAGGUUUUGGCUCAUGCAUAGAAAAAAUAUAUUUUGGAUGUGCUCUGCAGCGCUUUUAUCUGGCAUUCAACCUGAUGAACUUGUGUUGUGUGACAGGCAUGUCUUAUACCUUUAAAAAGUCUAUUCUGGACCAGCUCAAUGGACUCAGCUGGUUUGGAAAAUAUUUGGCGGAGGAUUAUUUCCUAACAAAAGCCAUCCAUGAAAAAGGCUACAAAUUGGUCUUAUCAUCAUUUCCUGCUCAACAGAAUGUUGGGGGGACAUCGUACUGUGGACUAGUUGAUCGUUUAAUUCGAUGGAUGCGUCUGAGGAUCAACAUGCUAACUGUUGUAAGCAUUUUGGAGCCAAUGACUGAUGUUUUCCCUCUGGGUGCAUAUGGUGCAUGGUGCCAGUAUCACUUCUUUGGCUUCAACCCAUACUACUUCUUUGCUGCUCAUGUUUUUGGAAUGCUAGUACUGGACUACCUGCUUCUACACAAUGCUCAGGUUGGCCCAGUAGCCUUCAGCAAGUUGGAGUACAUAUUUGGUUGGUUCGUUAGGGAAUUUACUUCUACAUUCAUAUUUUUGGCUGCUAUCGUGAAACCACACACCAUCAAGUGGGGUCGGCGCACAUACUGGGUCAAAUGUGGAGGCCACACCGAGAUCUCUGAAGACAGAUCGACAUCAAUAGUCUUGUAACACCUCCUUACCCAAGAAACGGGUCCAUCAUGCAUCAGUGAAAAUGGCAGCAUAUAUCAAUAGGUGAUACCAUGGUUUUGGACAAGUAUUGACUUAACUGUAUUUGUUGAGUUUGUGUCUCAUGCAAGCAUGGCUAAUAAACAUUUCAGGAAAACUGAAAAUCUACAGAAUGUGAGGAGUGAAGCUCAACAGUGAUAUUUGUAGUCAUCUCAGGUCAGUUGGCUGAGAACAUUUCUGACAUUGUUACAUUGUUGUCAUAAGCAUGGCAAAAAGGACAGGUGUUUCUGAACUUGAUGUUUGUUGCUUGUCACCACCACAUACAUAACAAGCAUAUGAGCUUCUCUGUAGGAUAUUAGAAGUAUGCAGCUGUACUUCCGGUUAUCCCUCUCCUGGAUGUGCAGGCUCCAUCAUUCUGAAGGGGACAGAUGGAAUAGUGCAUCUGCAACAUUCCUUUAAAGCUCUCCAACCUAUGACACACAGUAUCAACCUUCUGUAUGGUUUCAGAAAGACAAAUGGCAUUGUGUAUUCAUAUUGAAAGACAUCAGACUGAAAGUCAUAAAUACACAAGAACUGGUUUCUUGAAGGCUUCUCAACCUACUGUCAACGCACCUUGUGUAUUAAAUCUGAAAGACAUGAGAUUGAAGGCAACAGAUACAAGGGAACCUGUGUUUUAGGUUCAAUGUUUCUUGUAGUUUCUGUCCUCCAGUCACCAUGCUCAGUUUGUGUAAUCUGAAGAAAGAGUUGAAGGCACUGAGCACCACAGUGAAGUCAAUAAACACAGUUUGCCAUGGGAAACCACCCUUAUGGUAUUGUCAAUGCAGUAUUUUUGUAGAAAUUGUUGAAAAUAUCUAAAAGUCACCGCUGUUAACAGUUACUGUUUAUGAAGUCUCAGUUCUGUAUAUUUGUUGCAUACAUGGCUGGAAAAUCAGCUAAAGAAGGGAAAUGAUCGACUACAGGAGUAAUACAAAAAAACUGAAAAGGCAAAGAUCAGUGAUGGCAAAAUGCUAGUGAGAAACUAAAAUGUUUUGUGAUAAAAAAGUCAGGGGAGAGGAAACAUUGAGGAUAACAUGAGAAGAUGAACUGGCAAUCAUCUCAUGAUGAUCAUGAUAUUCAAAAGUUUGCUUUAGAGGUAUAAAAGAGAUGUGAUUGUGAUAAAAGGGGUUGCAUGAGUAAUAACUGAUGUAUAGAAGGUUUACAAAUAAGCCUCGUCUGUCAUUCAUGUAUUAAUAAUAACAACUGCAAUUGUCCAUUCUGGCUGCUGCGUUGAAUAGCAAUAUCGCAUUGUAAAGUAGAAUUUAAUCAAAGGACAGUUUAAGUUCAGGCGUUAGGCCUGUUAAUUUCCAAAUCGUCAAGAUGUGCUGAAAUGUUCCCUGCCCAGAUUCUUUUCUGAUCAGAAUAAUGAUACCAGAUCAGGUGCAAUUUUAUCCUGUAUACAUAGGUGUUGUUUUCAAAACUGAUGUUCAUAUACUGCUUUUAUGUUUGUAGUUGAAGGGUGUGGGUUUUUUUAAUGCAUGAUUGUAUGGUAGUUUUAUAUAUCUUACAUUACAUGUUAUGACUGAUGUCGAAAAUGGACACUCUUUCAAUUAAAACAGCAUUUUUAUCAUGUAUUAUAUCAUAUAUAUAUUUUAACAGUUAAAUUAGUCUAUUGUUAGCAAAAAAUAAGUUUGGUUCGGAGAGGUUUUAGUAUAAACUAAAGAGGAUAAUACACAAAUUAUAUUAUUUUUUAUGGAAUGUGAUUAACAUUGAAUUAAAGAAUGAGCUGGAACUCAUUAUAUACUUUUGAGCUUAGUUAAAUAUAUUUACACACACACACAAACACAUAUAUAUAUAUAUUACAUAUUUUGAAAAUUUUUACUAAAUUUUCCCAUUCAAAAGUGGAAUAGUGUAAUUCGGUGGACAAUUUGUAAUGAUAUUGUUUUUAACGAACGACACAACAGAAUGACUGUUAAACUUCUUUAUUACAGUUUGUUAGUCAUGUUAUCAAGCAAGGGAUGUAAUAAGAGUUAUUCAAUGAACAAAAGGAUAAAGGUCGUAUCUAUGCUGAGUGAAUCAUUGUGUACACAGUUGACUACAGUGGGUUAAGAGAACUGAUUUAGUUAUUUGUAUCCAGUCAUACAACCAUAUGGUCACUACCAGUGUAAUCAUUGUAGUUAGGAAGAUGAUCAUCCAAACGCCCAUUAAGUGUUACUGAAAGAUUCUUGUAGUGGGCAUGGUAGACUAAGGCUUAGUCUCUGAAUAUAUAUAAUUUUGAUAGUAACAAACAAGCCCAUUUAUAUUGAAAAGGAGCCCUAGGGAGACCAGAGAUUCAG
Messenger RNA from Haliotis rubra (blacklip abalone), 4034 nucleotides. RefSeq names its product ceramide glucosyltransferase-like. Gene Ontology annotation, molecular function: ceramide glucosyltransferase activity. Gene Ontology annotation, biological process: glucosylceramide biosynthetic process. The record is from RefSeq and is a predicted model, not a curated record. Lineage: Eukaryota; Metazoa; Mollusca; Gastropoda; Lepetellida; Haliotidae. Gene Ontology annotation, cellular component: membrane.